This is a messenger RNA of Saccoglossus kowalevskii, 851 nucleotides long. RefSeq names its product 3-phosphoinositide-dependent protein kinase 1-like. Gene Ontology annotation, biological process: peptidyl-serine phosphorylation; intracellular signal transduction. The record is from RefSeq and is a predicted model, not a curated record. Gene Ontology annotation, molecular function: ATP binding; protein serine/threonine kinase activity. Lineage: Eukaryota; Metazoa; Hemichordata; Enteropneusta; Harrimaniidae.
GCGCUAUGUUUCCAAUGACAAGUUCGUCCAAAAAUGGCAGCGCCCAGAUUAUAGUACAGCUACAGAUUUCCUGUCAAAUCAGACGUUAUGUCGAGCACAAAUGGUGAAAUCGAAGAACAACAUGCAAUAGUAAAAACACCCAGAGACUCCCAAAUCAGAAAAGUUGACAAAAAAGAAAUUAAAUCUGCAACUACCACCUCCCAGCGUCCCACUAGCACUGGUAGUAUGAAGACACAAGAACCGAGCAAAGCAGGGCAAGGAGACUCAACAAAUCCACAACAAAUUAAGAAAAAGAAACCUAGUGACUUUCACUAUGGUAAAAUAAUCGGUGAAGGAUCUUAUUCUGAGGUUGUCUUAGCAAAAGACAUAUCCAGUGGAAAGGAAUAUGCAAUUAAAAUACUUGAGAAGCGACAUAUAUUGAAAGAGAAGAAAGAGAAAUAUGUACAUAGAGAGAAGGAAGUAUUGAAUAAAUUGUACAGUCAUCCGUUCUUUGUUAAGCUGUAUUUUACAUUUCAAGAUAGCAACAAAUUAUAUUUUGGAUUAAGUUACGCCAAGAAUGGUGAAUUACUCAAAUAUAUCAAUAAAGUGGGAUCUUUUGAUGAAAAAUGUACUCAAUUUUAUUCAGCUGAAGUGACGUCAGCAUUGGAAUAUUUACAUAGUUUAGGAAUUAUACAUAGGGAUUUAAAACCAGAGAAUAUAUUAUUGGAUGAAGACAUGCAUAUAAAAAUUACAGAUUUUGGCACCGCCAAGAUAUUAGAAUCUAAGUCACGAGAAGCUCGAGCUAAUUCAUUUGUUGGCACAGCACAGUAUGUUUCCCCAGAACUGUUAACUAAUAAAUCAGCUUGUAAAAG